UUCCCCUCCAAUCGCUGCCCUGGCAGCGCAAGUCACUUGUUUCUAGCUUCGGGGAUCAACUAGGGCUAACCUGUGGGGAGAUACCAGGUACAAUGCCUAAUGUAACAGUAAAGUCGGCAAAGGCGAACUUAGAUGAUGACGAUUCCACUGCCAAAGAAAACUUGGGUACUACAUACAUAGAUGAACGACGUCUAAUAUCAUUUUCUCUUCUUACUUGCCUUUCUCGCGUGUUGCGCCAACGGAUGUCGAACAUGAUACUUUAAAGAUCGGCAUCCUGUCAUGGAAAUCGUAUUCGCUUAAAUUUACCGAACGUUUUGGCAGGGCUCCGGACAAGCCCGAGCGAGGACUCGGUAACGAGAUGAGCUACUACAAUGGCAUGAACGCGGAGGAGAUCAGUCGUCUCCCGCACGACAACCGCACCGGCGAUACGAUAACGGCCGUAGUUUUGUGUAUGUUCUUCGCGACGCUCGCUGUGGGUUUACGAUUAUACACGAGGCACUUCAUCCUGAGGGGAGUUUGGUACGAUGAUUAUUUCGCACUGGCCGGAAUGGUCGGAAUGCUCUCCAAUGGCAUAGUACAAUGCAUACACACAGGAUACGGACUCGGCGCGCAUGUCUACGACAUACAUGACGAAGAAACACUAGUUCAAUUCUUUAAAUUAUUAUACGUCAUGACAAUCACUUACAACACGAGCUUGAUGCUUAUAAAAUUCAGUUUAUUCCUCCAGUAUUACCGGCUAAUACAGGAGGUACCCCAUUACCGUAUAUUCUAUCUCGCUACUAUGGCUGUAGUUGGAGGCUGGCUUAUUGCACAAGAGUUCACUCUUAUUUUCCCGUGCUCACCCAUACAAGACUACUGGUCAUUUCGUCCCGGGCGCAAGUGUUUGGAUAGCAAUCUCAUCGGAUGGAUGAACGCUGUCGGCAACAUUGUGACCGAUUUAAUCAUCCUCGCACUUCCUAUACCAGUUGUGGCCGCUUUGAACUUGAAAAAGGGGAGGAAGUGGGCUGUUCUAGGCAUUUUCGCCCUUGGCUUCUUCACAUGCAUCGUUUCGAUAUGCCGCAUGGUAUUCUUCGCCAAGAUAUCUAAUGAUCUUUCAUACGAUCUCGUGCCAGUUGCCGCGUGGGGAGAGGCCGAGUCCGCCUCUGGACUCAUCUGUUCAGCCCUGAUCUCGUUGGGCCCACUGAUCCGCCGAUUUUCCCGUUAUUUUAACCCCGUCAAAAAGACAACAAAUACACCACCAAAAUAUUCGCAGAAGUAUUUCGGCGCUACGAACCCCUUUUCGCGCCACACCACGAAUCGAGACAGGACGAACAUUUCUAGAAAGCCCUUUGACGGUAGCGAGACGGAGCUCAACCGCAUUGACCUCGAACGAUCGCGGAAACCCGAUGGGCAAGAUGACGGAAGAUCGAUCCGAAGUACCAAAUCCGCCGAAUCGAUAACUAACCUUAAGCUGAACCUCGAGACUGGGAUAAAAACGAUCAUAAGUUCGGGGAAUCGUGAUAGCACGCAUUCCCAGUCUUUAGCCAUGGCACCUAACGGCAUUGUAGUAAAGCAAGUGUGGUCUGUUAGGAAUAGAGAGCCCGAUGAAGAAGACGAUUGAAAUAGAAUUAAUAUAAAGAUCAAAAUAAUACUGAAGCGUUUUCGCGUGCCAUCGUACCUAUCUUA
Daldinia vernicosa is the source of this 1665-nucleotide messenger RNA. RefSeq lists its product as uncharacterized. Lineage: Eukaryota; Fungi; Ascomycota; Sordariomycetes; Xylariales; Hypoxylaceae. The record is from RefSeq and is a predicted model, not a curated record. The transcript has 4 exons. The coding region runs from base 359 to 1600 and encodes 413 amino acids.